CCAGGGUCAGGUGCAGCCUGAGUAUUGCUGGGUCCAUGAUACUGUGCACAGGCUCUCGUGAGGCAUGUGGGAGCAUGCAUGGGUCAGCUGGUGAGCUGAAGGGCCACUCACCGGAUGGGUGUGGGUGGGUGGGCACCAGCAAAAGGCAUGGCAGGUGUGGUGGCCUUGCUCCUCAGGCUGGCUGUCACAGGACCUGUGGAGAGAUCUGUGCCCUAUCGCCUGGGGAGGCCAGGUGUGCACCCUGUGUGUGUAACCCACCAUGGGCUGAGCAUCUCUGGGUGCCGGUGGUCGGGCAGGAGGAGGUGUCCUGGGCAGGUGAUCACACCAGGGGCAUGAGUGAGAGGGCAGUUCUCUAAAGAUUUCUCAGACCCCACAUGGGCAAUGGCAGGAAGCUUGCUGAGGAUUUGGCCUGUGUCCUGACAUUGGGUGACCUUAGCCAGGCCAGACUCCAUGGCCUCAGGCCAUCCUCUUGGGCUAAUACAGAUGCCAGGGCCUGGCCCAGUGUAGCCUGGAGUCCCCUUCCUGAAGCCUGGUUGGGCUUGGCCUCUGGCCAAGUGGUUGAGAGGGUAAAAUGUGGGCAGUGAGCCCCUUCGUAGUUCCAGGGGUCCUGCUGACCCCACUGGACCCCAGGAGAUGUCUGGUUCUCAAGCUGGCUUCUGCAGUUCACCCCAGACUUUGCUGCCAAGGCACUGGCCUGCCCAGUGGACUUUGCAAGGCCAACCCUGCCCUUUAGUGUCUUGUCUAAGUCUGGAAUUCCUAGGUCCAGCAUGUGCACACUGCUGACCAGCAGCCCUUCUAAUGAACCACCACCUGGGCAGGGCUUGGGGUGUCCGUGGGUGCUGCAGAUACUGGCCCAGUUUGUGCAUGGCUGUGUGUGCACGUGUUCCCAGGUGCCUGUGAGCUGAAACUGCCCACGUGUCCCCAGUGAUACUUGCCAGCUAAAAGGCCAGGUCUGUUGGGGCCUCUGAGCUCAAGGCUGGGCUGGGCUGGGCAGUCCUGGGGAUAUCAGAAGAGGGCCUGGGCAGGGCUGUGCUCUCCUUGAGACAUCCUUGGCCUGGACACCAGGAACCGUGCCACCCUUUCAAUGUCUCCAGCAAGGGCAUUCAGCAGCAGUGGCCCAGCCCCAGGGCAGCCCAGCUCAGAGAACAAGACAUCAGGCACCGCAGAAGCUGUCACACAUGGCUGUGGCUCAGGACAGGCACCAGGGUCUCUAAGACAGUAGGACUGGUGGCAGUGGCAGCAGUGGUGAGGUGAAGCACCUGGAUUGUUGGGGUUGGGCUGGCUGGCUGGCUGGGGACAGUAGCUGCCCUGCUGUGUGUGAAGGGACCUGCGUCUGGCACUGCAGCUUUGGGUUGUGAGUCCAAGCCCUGCUCCAGUCUGAUCGCGCUCAGUGGACUCGAGCCCUAGGGCCAAGCGCUUUGCAGCUUGGCGCCCAGUGCCACAUAGGGGCUGUUGUCCCCUGUGGCCUCAUGGGCACCUCUGGGGUAUAGGCCCUCUGGAAGUGAGGAAUGCAGGCUCUGGGCCCAGCUGCCUCCAGCAGGACUCCUACCUGAGUAUAAUCAGUCCUUUGUGUGGGGACUGCUGUCCCCCCUUUGGGUAUCCCUAGCACGGCAGCGGGUGGGGAGGGGCUGCAGCAUGGGCGGGACAGUGACGUGGGAUAGGAGGGGCCUCUCAUAAGCCCCUGCUGGCCUGUGGCCAAAGCACCAGAGGGCCCAGAGCAGUGAGCAUCGUGUCCUCGGAGCAGGUUGGUGGCUUGUCUACAGUCUUGCAGGGAGAACGGGGGCCCAGAGGAACCACUUGGGUGUGAAAUGGGGAUGACCUCGACCUUUCAGAGGUUGAGCCAGGAGCUGAGCUGUGGGCAGCAGGAGUGGGAUCUCCAGGGCCCGGGUGCAGCAGCAGAACUGGACUGCCUGUGCUCUCAACGCUAUGGGGGUCUCCACACCCCAAAGCAUGGGAGGCAGGGGUUGGGUGCCCCGCCAAGAAGGCCGUAUGAUUGCAGUCAUAACCACAGGGAGGUGUCUGGCUUCGCAGUAUGCAGCAGGAGGGUGCCGGGUCCUGGGAGAGGGCUUGGCACUCACCUGGCACCUCUGGUCUGACUUGGUAGCAACACCACGGCACCCUCCCCAGGUUGCCUGUGUCUGGGUCUCUUGGCCUUGGCUUCUUGCCAGGCCAGCACCAGGGGCCUUGAACUGCUGACAGCCUUCUCACUGAGUGGGAUCUUCCCAGGGGCACCCCUGAAGCACACAGCUGGAAGGGUGGGGGUCUUGCAGGUGCCAGCAGGCUGAAAUCACACUGAGGGACUGUGGGCUGUGCUGAACCUCCGCUCAGCACAGACGUGCCCAGGGCCCAGUGUAGGCCUGGGUAAGGGGGGGAGUGGGGGCGGGCCUCUUCUGGGGCCUGGGUCUCAAGACCCUGGUGUGACAGCAGUUCACAGGCCUGGGAAGUGCUGGCUGCCUGGCCGGGAGGCAAAAGCAGGUGGGCAAGCGAUGAGGUGCUGUGGCCCCUCCUUCCACAGGCUGUACACCAUGAACACCCAGGGCCACCGCAACCUCCACGUCUGCCUCUGGCUGUGGCUGGGCACCCUCUUGGCACAUGGGCAGGGACAGGGUAAGAGAUGGGGCCUCUGCCACACUUUGGGAGCCCAGGCAGGUGCCGUGGCCCCAGCAGGUCAGCAGUACACAGUGCCCUGCCCCGCCUCCCCGAGCCCGGCUGCCUCAGCCCUGGGCUGGCUCCACCUGCUGAGCUGGAAUGAGGCUCUUCCCACUGACACUGCUGAGUGGCCCCAUCACCAAGGACCUGCGGCAGACCCGAUUCCAGUGCCUCCGGGGCCAGAGCCCCAGCCACCACAGCAGGGUUGGGGUCCCCCCCCAGGUCGAGGGCAGGUCCUGGGAGCCUACAGCUGGUGGGGACAGAGGAGGAGGAGUGGUAGGCUGUGGGGCCUCCUGACUCCUCGUCCUGGCUGUGCAGCAGGCCGCCUGAGGCUGGUGGUACUGCCCGAGGACCGGCUGCAGAUGAAGUGGAGAGAAUCGCGGGGGGCAGGCCUCGGCUACCUGGUGCAGGUGAAGCCCAUGGCAGGGGACUCGGAGCAGGAAGUGAUGCUGACCACCAAGACCCCCAAGGCCACCGUCGGGGGCCUGAGCCCCUCCAAGGGCUACACCUUGCAGAUAUUCACGCUCACUGGCUCCAGGCCCAUCCUGCUGGCACGGAGGGAGUUCAUGAUUGAGGCUCUGAAGAGUAACCCCUUGGGAAGGAGUGGCCAGGGGUCACCAGGGGCAGCCCUGAAGCCAGCCCCCUCCCAUGUGGUGGACCCAGACCCCAAGAAGACCCCUGAGCACAGAGUCACCUUUGUCCCAAGCCAAGAGCCACCCACUCUUGGUAGAUUGGAGUGGGCAGAGAGAGUGCCCAGCACAGAUCAGGGGCAGCCCAGGGGUCCUGAGGUACGGGACCCCAUUCAGCUGACCGCAGACCCAACAAGACAGAGCCACACUGAGGCUCCUGCUGGAAAAAGAGAGGAACCAGCUGGCACCCCGUUCCACUGCACACCCCCUGUGCCCACCGACAUGAUCUUCCUGGUGGACAGGUCCCGGAGCAUCGGCCACAGCCACUUCCAGCUGGUCAAAGACUUUCUGGCCAGUGUCAUCUCACCCUUUGAAAUUGGGCCGGAUCAGGUCCAAGUAGGCCUGACGCAGUACAGUGGAGACCCCCAGACCGAAUGGGACCUCAACUCCUUCCACACCAGGGAAGAGGUGCUGGCUGCUGUGCGCAGCCUUCGCUACAAGGGAGGAAACACAUUCACAGGCCUGGCCCUGAGCCACGUGCUGGGACAGAACCUGAAGCCCGCAGCAGGGCUCCGUCCAGAGGCAGCACAUCUGGUGGUCCUGGUGACAGACGGCAAGUCCCAGGAUGAUGUGCACACAGCUGCGUGCACCCUCAAGGGUCUGGGCAUCGAGGUCUUCACUGUAGGUGUGAAGAACGCUGACGAGGCUGAGCUGAAGCUCCUGGCCUCCCAGCCACAGGACAUCACGGUCCACAGUGUCCUGGACUUCCCGCAGCUGGCCACUCUGGCUGGCCUGCUCAGCCGCCUCAUCUGCCAGAAGAUCCAGGGCUGGAGCCUGAGCAGGGUCCCUGCCACCCCAGCCCCAGCUGCACCAACCGUGGACACCUUCCCUGCACCCAGCAGCCUGGUGCUGAGCCAGGUCACUUCUUCCAGUAUUCACCUGUCAUGGACCCCAGCUCCUCAGCAGCCCCUCAAGUACCUCAUCACGUGGCGACUUUCCAGGGGUGGUGCCCACCAGGAGGUGGUGGUAGAGGGAUCUGCUGUGUCUGCAGAGCUGCAGAACCUGACCUCCAGCACUGAGUACCUGGUGUCUGUGCUGCCUGUCCAUGUGGGCGGGGUCAGUGAGGGGCUGCAGGGCCUGGCGACCACAGCGCCCCUCUCUCCACCUCGGGCACUGACCCUGGCUGCAGUGACACCCAGGACCCUCCACCUCACCUGGCAGCCCUCAGCUGGGGCCACCCAGUACCUGGUACGGUGCUUGCCAGCCUUCCCCAAGGGUGAAGAGGAGGGGAGAGAGGUGCAGGUGGGGCAGUCGGAGGUGCUGCUGGACGGCCUGGAGCCUGGCAGGAGCUAUGAGGUCUCGGUACAAAGCCUGAGAGGGCCAGAGGCCAGUGAGGCCCAGGGCAUCCGUGCCAGAACCCCAGCCCUGGCCACCCCAAGACACCUGCGCUUCUUGGACGUGAGCCAUGACUCGGCCCGGGUGAUCUGGGAAGGCACCCCACGACGCACACACCUGGUCAGGGUCAGCUACGUGUCCAGCGAUGGUGGCCACUCGGGAAAGAAGGAGGCCCCUGGGAACGCCUCCUCUGCCACCCUGGGCCCACUGUCCUCCUCCACCACAUACACUGUCUGUGUCACCUCCCUCCACCUCGGAGGCGGAUCUUCCACACUGACUGGCCAUGUGACCACCAAGCAAGCACCCAGCCCGAGCCAGCUGUCUGUGACAGAGCUGCCAGGGGACUCAGUCAGGCUGACGUGGGUGGCCGCAGCCCCGUCUGGCGUGCUUGUCUACCAGAUCAAGUGGACACCCCUGGGAGAGGGAAAGGCCUGCGAGGUAUCUCGGUCCCUGGCACUCAGCACUGCUGUCCUGUCCGGGCUGGGGAGGCACGCGGAGUAUGAAAUCACGGUCCUGGCCUACUUCAGGGACGGGGCCCGCAGCAAGCCGGUGUCUCUGUGCUACUCUCCGUCUGCAGCGAGCAGGAGUCCCCCAUCGGGCCUGGCCCUGUCCUCAGAGACCCCCAACAGUCUGCAAGUCAGCUGGACACCCCCAAGUGGCCACGUGCUCCACUACCGGCUCGCCUACGCGCCAGCCUCAGGCUCGGGACCUGAGAAAUCAGUCUCUGUGCCAGGCCCCAGGAAUCAUGCCAUACUCCCCGAUCUGCUGGCUACCACCAAGUACCGGGUCCUGGUCUCAGCUGUCUAUGGAGCUACGGAGAGUGAGGCAGUGUCUGCCACAGGCCGAACAGCAGCCUUCCCGGCCCUUCACUGGAACGGCUCCCUUCCAGGGUUUGACCUGAUGGUAGCCUUCGGCCUGGUGCAGAAGGAGUACGCCUCCAUUCGCGGUGUGGCCAUGGAGCCCUCGGCUUGGGGUCUGACCCCAACCUUCACGCUCUUCAAGGAUGCUCAACUGACACGGCGGGCCAGCGACAUCUACCCGGCUGCCCUCCCUUCAGAACACACCAUUGUCUUCCUCCUGCGCCUGCUCCCAGAGACACCCCGAGAGGCCUUUGCGCUGUGGCAGCUGACGUCUGAGGACUUCCAGCCUGUCCUUGGGGUUCUUCUGGAUGCCGGCAGGAGGUCACUGACGUACUUCCACCAGGACCCCAGGGCCGCCUUGCAGGAGGUUACCUUUGACCUGCAGGAGGUGAAGAAGAUUUUCUUUGGGAGCUUCCACAAGGUACAUGUGGCCGUGGGCCGCUCCAAGGUCCGGCUCUAUGUGGACUGCCGGAAGGUGGCUGAGAGGCUCACGGGGGAGGCUGGCAGCUCACUUGUCUCAGGCUUUGUCACACUGGGGAGGCUGGCCAAGGCCCGGGGACCCCGGAGCAGCUCGGCCGCAUUCCAGCUUCAGAUGCUGCAGAUCUUGUGCAGUGACACCUGGGCAGACGAGGACCGGUGCUGCGAGCUCCCUGCGUCGAGCGACAAGGAGACAUGCCUGGCCUUCUCUUCUACCUGUCCUUGUUCUCCUGACACCGCUGGGCCCCCAGGACCCCAAGGCCCUCCGGGCCUUCCGGGGAGCAAAGGUGCCCCAGGACAGCAGGGCCUCCCAGGACCCAAGGGAGAGCCAGGGCCGCCAGGACAGAUAGGAUCUGAGGGCUCUGGAGGACAGCAGGGGUCGCCAGGGACCCAGGGCCAUGUCAUACAGGGGCCUGUGGGUCCACCAGGGGUCAAAGGAGAGAAAGGCGACCAUGGACUCCCAGGCUUGCAGGGCCAGCCUGGCCAGCAGGGCUCUGCCGGGAGAGUUGGCUUCCAGGGACCGAAGGGAAUGAGAGGACUGGAGGGGCCUGCUGGCCUGCCUGGACUCCCUGGCCCCAGGGGGUUCCAGGGCUUGACGGGAGCCAGGGGCACCAGUGGGGAGCGAGGGCCCCCAGGGGCUGUGGGGCCCACGGGGCUACCAGGACCCAAAGGGGAGCGAGGAGAGAAGGGUGAGCCUCAGCCCCUUGUCGCCAUCUUCCAGCUGGUGAGCCAGGCCUGCGAGUCAGCCAUCCAGACACACAUGCUCAAGCUGGACUCCUUCCUCCAUGAGAACACCAGGCCCCCGAUGCCCAUCCUGGUGGAGACAGAGCCAGGCAGGCCUGGACCCCUGGGUACCCCCAACCUGCAAAGCAAGGCCUCGAUUCCUGGAGACCAGAGGCGUGGGGACCAACGUCCUGAGCAGCAAGGCCAGCCAGGCAGCCCUGGGCCACAAGAGAACCAGGCCCCAGGAUCUGCGGAGGUUACAGGACAUCCCCCAUGCUGUCCCGAGUGACCCUGUGCCUCUGCCCACCCCUCGCGGGGGGCUGCCUGCGCUCAGAAGGAGCACAUUGUGCAGCGUGAGCCCCAGGAAGAGCAGUGGAGGGCAGGGAGGGACUGGGGAGGCACGGCUCACCCUGA
Messenger RNA from Octodon degus (degu), 7147 nucleotides. It is a transcript of the gene Col20a1, whose product is annotated as collagen type XX alpha 1 chain. The record is from RefSeq and is a predicted model, not a curated record. The transcript has 37 exons. Gene Ontology annotation, molecular function: protein binding. Lineage: Eukaryota; Metazoa; Chordata; Mammalia; Rodentia; Octodontidae. The coding region runs from base 2487 to 7022 and encodes 1511 amino acids.